CGAGUUGUGAAUCCUCUGGGGCGAGCUGAGGCCCGUGGGAAGCUGGAGUGAAGGUUUCGGGAUACGAGAGGGCGAGAAAAAUUUCCAAGGCGUGUCAUGUCAUGGGCGACCGACGUAAAUGCUUCCUGGCCCCAGGAGACUUGUUGAGUUUCACGUUGGAUCUAUCGAGAAAAAAAACUUCUCAAUGCUUUUUUGCGCCCCGUCGAUGCUGCCUCAAGUUGAGCGCUUAUUCAAACCACCCCGCAUGGAGAUUCAGAUCAGCCUCGACAGGGAGCAGGCCGUCUACACGAACAAGGACGAAGUCUGCGGUCACGUCAUUCUCAGAAAUGACAGUCAAGUGGAUAUCAAUUCAAUCACGAUAAGGAUGUUGGGAUCUGCGACUUCAAGACUAGAUGCGGGGAGGGUGACUGAGACUCAUCAACUUUUCAAGACGAAUAUCCAGCUAUUUCCUCCAAAGGAAUUCGCGAGCUUCUCCAAGUCCCGCCCUGUGACUGUUUCACCAGGGCAACAUGUUUUCCCGUUCACGUUCAGCUUCCCCCACGCAUCAGAAUGCUACAAGGCUAGUCUUACACACGGAGCAGAUAGUAAGCAAACAGGAAGUAGGAAGACUCACCAUCUGCUUCGGAGACUCCCGCCGUCGACAGGCGACCCGACCACUGCAGAAGAAAUCAAGUACCUUCUCGAAGCCACAGUCCAGCAGGACGGCCUUAUGCGCGGGACACACAAGGCUAGCCGCGGCGUAUAUUUUUACUGCACAUCAACAAUGCACCUCCCCAUGCGCGGGAUUACCGACAAACGAUCUGUAGUUUGCCGACCAGAUCUCUCAGAGCCCAUAUCACCUCGAUCGCAAGAACCAAUCUGCCAGAUCGAAGCAACACUCCUCAACGGACCAUUCCUCGUCCUGGGACAGCCAGUCCCUCUUCGCGUCGAGAUGACCAAUCUACCAGGUCUAUCCAGCAGCAAUCACACCGUCUCCUUGCACGACUUCCAAUCCAUGCUCAUUGAAACGACCGAAGUCCGCGCAAAGGGCUCAAGCGAGUCCACAACCCGCUCGUGGAUUAUCCAGACCAUGGCGAAUCUCCGGCAGAGCCUUGUUCCCGGGUACGAUGAUAUGGCGGAGCCGGUGUUGAGGGUUGAUGAGGGUGUCUGGACUCGACAUGUUGUGCCGACGUUUUUGACGCCGACGUUCGAGACUUGCAAUGUGAGUCGCAACUUUAAGCUUGAGAUUCGGCUUGGGAUUUGGUUUGGACGGGAUCAUAUGCGGAUAUUCGAGUUUCAGUUUCCAGUUUACAUUGUCUCGCUGGCGAUUCCGGGGUUGAAGGUAGAGAAGCAGGAGCCGGCGCCCGAUUAUUAUGAGAGCCUUGGAUUUCAGAACGGGUUGCUGAAAGAGACUAUGUGACUGUAUGAUAUGUGUUGAGUCAAAUGUCUGUACGCCUUGCCAUGAGAGAGUGCUUCGGAGUAAGAAUAAAUGUAGAUGUCCAAUUAUAAUCACUUUGCCACG
Messenger RNA from Aspergillus calidoustus, 1501 nucleotides. The record is from the annotation of a GenBank genome assembly. Lineage: Eukaryota; Fungi; Ascomycota; Eurotiomycetes; Eurotiales; Aspergillaceae.